Diorhabda sublineata is the source of this 3606-nucleotide messenger RNA. It is a transcript of the gene dally, whose product is annotated as division abnormally delayed protein. Lineage: Eukaryota; Metazoa; Arthropoda; Insecta; Coleoptera; Chrysomelidae. The record is from RefSeq and is a predicted model, not a curated record. Gene Ontology annotation, biological process: cell migration; regulation of protein localization to membrane; positive regulation of canonical Wnt signaling pathway. Gene Ontology annotation, cellular component: extracellular region; cell surface; plasma membrane. Bases 130 to 1965 code for a protein of 611 amino acids. The transcript is spliced from 7 exons.
AUUCGACGAAAUUCAGUCGUUCAGUCGGUGGGAUAUAGAUCAGUACGCGUAUCGUAGAGAACAAGACGCGACCGUACGGUUCGUAAUCGGACGAUCCGUAUAUUUCGAAAAACUUGGCGCCCCGACAAGAUGCGUGUAAUAAUUAUUUGUACGACCAUUAUUUUGGUGUUUCUGUGUGUUGUGUUUGGUAAAAAUGUGGAUAACAUCAGAUACAAGAGAACGAUUGAAGAAAGUAGUUGUACACACGUCGGACAAUUCUUAAACUUGAAGAAUAUCACUGUGACUAUGGUCUCAACGAAAGGUAGCAAAUGUGGCGGUCAAUGCUGUGAUGAUAAAACGGAGACAUUAUUGAGGAAGCAGGGACAGAAGGACUUUGCCGAUCUUUUACGACACAAUUCAAGGUCGUUACAAGGACUGCUUACGUCUACGGCUACAACUUUACAAAACCACGUAUUCGAAUUGGCACGUCAAUCCGAAAACAAAACCCUCCUCCUAUUCCAACAAGUUUACCGAGGCAUGGCGAGCCUCUCCCGCGCCCCAAUCACCCAAUUAUACAAGGAUAUCCGGAAUUAUAUCUGGAUAAACACGACCGAACCGAAAGCCGUCUUCAAUCCCGAAGAUAUAAUCAACAGCGUGAACGAUUUCUUCACGGAAUUGUUCCCGCUGGCCUACCACCAUUCCGCGGACAUAUCCGGCAAAGAUUUCACGCCCAGAUACAAGGAGUGCGUGAAAAAAUCCAUGGAAAGCGUGUCGCCUUUCGCGGAAAUCCCCAAACAAAUCGGAUCGGCUCUGUCGAAGAGCUUGGAGGCCACCAGGCUGCUGCUGCAGGCUUUCCGCAUCGGUUCCGAGGUGCUCAACACCACCGAUACUCUGCUCAUCGACGAACACGGCGGCGAGAAUUCCGAAUGCCACGACGCCCUGCUGAAGAUGACGUAUUGUCCGAGAUGUUUGGGGUUGCUGAAGCACACGAAACCGUGCAGCGGUUACUGCCUCAACGUCUUGAGGGGCUGUAUCACGAAGUACGUCGCCGAACUCGAUCUACCUUGGAACGGAUUCGUCGAAGGCGUCGAGAGUCUGGUCAACGCCAUGAAGAGGAGCGGCACCGACGCCGACGUCAACGUCAACGCCGUCAUCAAGAAUUUGGACAACAAGAUUUCGACGGCCAUCAUGAAGUACAUGGAAAAAGGGAAAGACAUCGACGUCAAGGUCAGGAAAAUUUGCGGUUCGGCUGAAUUUUCCUCGAAAGAAAAUCCCCUUCUAGCGGAAACCAGCACGGCAGCACCGACGCCGAUGAAUGGCAAACCUCGUAGUACCAAUCCGACGAAUUUUUCGCCGUUACCCGAAAACGAACUUUCCCAUUUCCUAUCGGCGAUCGCUAAAACUAAAGGUUUCUACCUCAAUUUGGCGAAUACCCUUUGCCAGGACCCUUCCUUCGCCGAAAGGAAAGACCAGCAAUGUUGGAACGGCGAAAGGAUAGCAGAAUAUACGAAAACCGUGGUCGAAGUAGGCUUCGACAAUCAAAAAUAUAACCCGGAAGUCAAACCCAAUACCAAUACGCAAAAUAUCGAUCCCAGAGUAGCGAAUUUAGUCGACAAAUUACGCCGAGUACAUCACAUGGCUAUAAGUUCUGUGGGUCCUAAUUAUUCGGAAUCCGAUAUGCAACGAGACGGUACCGAAGGAUCCGGUUCUGGAGCCGGUCCUGACAUCGAAGACGAAGAAGAUGAAGUGAGAGGAUCGGGAUCGGGCGACGGACCUUCAACUAAUGAUUAUAUUGAAGGCGAACAACGUAACAAUUUGAAUAACGUGAAUAUUAAUAAUAAUCAACCUACAGCUGGUUCGAAGCCGCCGACUACGCACGAUCAACCACCGAUCGUGCACGUGGUGGGCGGUAACGGCAGUAGGAAUUCUCCUACUUCUCUGGUGAUUUUAGUGAUUAUAUCGUGGAAAUGCAGACUUUUUAUGUAAAAAUUAAUUAAUAACAACAGAGAAUUAUAAAUAAAAGGGAUACGUGAGUGAAAAAGUAUGGUUAUAAUAGGAGAGUGAUUGAAGUGUCGAAUGUUAUUUAUUUAAAUGGUGCCAUUUUUAUUCUUCUUUUUUUUCGAUCGUAACUUGAAAAAUUCUGCUUGAGAUAACAUUUUAUCUAUAUCGUUAUAAAGUGAGGUUAUGUUAUUAUUUACAAAUGAAAAUAAUUGCUAAUUGGUUAUUGCGUUUUAUUAAGAAGAUAAUUUGAUUUAAUUUAUCAACAUAUUUGUCCUUAAUUAAUCAUAUUUCGAUAAAUAUGGUUAUCAUUUAUUAUUUGUUUUUCAUAUAAUGAUUGAAAAAUUAGUUUAGUUAGUUUUAUUUUAAAAAAAUUAUCUCAAUAACUUUCAAAAUUCGAGAAAAACUCAAUUAUCAAACCGUGAAGUAUACAGGGUGUGUGGAUGUAACUAAAAUGUAGUUAAUUAGAAUCGAAAUUGUUUUUGGUUAAUUUUUUACCAAAAAAAUGACUAUAAUUGAGAAAAAAACGGUUUAUUGCAUCAAUACUCUCGAUUAAAAAGUCGAAUUGAUGUUUUUAUAACUAAAAAAUCAUUUUUUUUUUCAAUUUUCAUAUUUCAGAAGCUCAAAACGAAGUAAAAACCGAAACAAAUCAUUUUAAAACCCCUUUAGGUCUCUGAAGAUGAUAAAAGUGUUCGAAACGCUCGUUUGAUAGAGUAAUCAUGAUUAUUGGUAUAGUAUACAAUGUGAUUACCAACAACCGAUACCAAAAUUGUCACUUUGUUGAUUUCUGAAGUUCGUUUGACACUAAAAUUGCUCAAAUUUUUCAUAAAACGUAUUUUCAACGAAUUUGUCUUAAUAAAACUUAUUUUUUUUUUUAGAAAAUUUUGUACCUUUAAACACUUGAAACCAGUAGCUCAAAACUUAACGAGAAAAAAAUUAAGUUACGAUUGAUAAAAACGAGAAAAAAAAACUAUUAUCAAAAAUUUUUUUAAAAAUUUAUGCUAUACGAAAUUAAUAUAAAUAAAAACGAAAAAAAAAAUAUACGGGGUCGUUCGUUAAAGUUGAAAUAUCAAUUAAUAACAAUCGGUUAACAAUUAAAAGAAAUUUAUUUAAUGUUACAAUGGGAAUUGGAAGGAGGCACAUCGACGUAAUUAUAAUAAUUAAAGGGUUUAAUGAUAAAAAUUUAGGUAUAGGAAUGUAUGGUACAAAAUAAGAGUGAAAAUAACGAAAUUUUGGAAUUCUAGUGAGGAUUUAUAUUUAAUAACCUUAUUUAUAGAUACAAGAAAUUUUUUGAAAAAUUUCUUAAUAAAUUGAUUUCUGUAGCAUAAAUUCGAAAUGAACUUUCAAUUUUUUUUAUACAAAUAACGUGAAUUUAAUCAAUUUUCGAAUAGAAUUGUAGUUUUAUAACCUCCCCGAAUGUGUAAACUCUUUGUUGUGACAUGCUAUUACUUUAUAAGUAUUAAAAGUUGCCAAUUAUGAUAAUUCUUAUAUCGAAAUAUUAUUAUUUCAUUUUCGAAGUAAAAUUUUUGCAGCUACUUACGAUUUACGAUCAAUACACGUAUACACACAAACAGGCACUUUUUGUAAUCCCGUAAUUUUUCGUUAAAACUUUGUAAAAUAGGAAAAAAA